Molecule: messenger RNA, 6269 nt
Organism: Lutzomyia longipalpis
Lineage: Eukaryota; Metazoa; Arthropoda; Insecta; Diptera; Psychodidae
Gene: inaD
Product: inactivation-no-after-potential D protein
Exons: 13
Coding region: 1543-4368 (941 amino acids)
Molecular function (GO): protein binding
Source: RefSeq, a predicted model, not a curated record
CACACGUCUUAUGAAAAUUCACAGAUGUGCUGUGACUUUUCCACUUGUCUCUCCUCUGUGUUCUUGUGCAAAAAAAAAUCUCCACAUUUUGAUGGAUUAUAUAGUUGUUGAGGAUUUUCCAACAAAAUGGAAAGUCUCAGUGUAAAGUGUUGAAGGUGUUUUAAAACAAAUCUUUUCUCCUUAAUGCAAAUACAGUGAAUAUAGUGCUGAAGGACCUCUCUCUUUUUUUGCGUGAAAAAUUUUUGCACAAUUCUGGAUCAAUUUUUUCACCAUUCAUCCCCCUGAAUCACCCACCUACAGCCUACAGAAAAAACGGAAAUUUAUCUUCUUGAUGACGGAGAGAGGAUUUUGAAUGUCUAUUUGCCCACACUUGUGAUUUAUCUCCUUAAUAAAUGCUACACACAAAUCGACGAAAAGUGGUCCAUCGAAGAAAAUACACAACAUUAAAUGCUAUUUAAUAUAUUUUUCCUAUAAUUGUUACAUUUAAGUUCGUUGUAGUGGAUAAAAUAGCGUAAAAUAUAUUAUAUACAUUAUAAAAUAUUCCAAUUGCACACUGAAUAUAUAUUCAUACAUACAAAAAAGCUCCGUCCGUGAAGUGAGGGUAUACCUACCUAUAGUGGAGAGAAAAAAAGGAAGAAAAGGAGUACGAAAAGGCGAAUUACACUUUGCAAAAUCGAUAGAAUUUCACUGUGUGUGCCAAAAUAGGGAACAUUAGGAGAGUACGAGGAGAAGCAUAACAACAAAAAAGUCUAGCAUAAAUAUAAUAAAAUUCCCAACUUAUGGGAAGAGACUGAGUGUGUAAGUGUGUGUUUGUGCAGCAAAAAAAGAAGAAAAUAUUACUUGAUAUAUUCAAGCACAAAAUUGUACAAUUAAAAGUGAAAAUAUCCAAGUGAGGUUUGCCCAUUAAGAGAUUGCUUGUCGCGUCACGAUAUUCCAUACACAAUAUAUCGUAAUAUGUAUUUUAUUUUACUUACAUUACCAUGAGCAAUUAGACCAAAUAUAGUAUCGCAUUUCAUAUUAUAUUCGUUUGGACGUCAUUCCGCAUACACUCCGGCUAAUAUACGAAUGAAGUGCAAACAGUCGUCCGGAAUAUUAUAGACACACCGGAAAUUCUCCCCUCACAAGCAAUUCGCUCCUCCAUUUCGCAUAUCUACACACUACUGGUGUGUUACCUACUCAACUCCUCCAGCGAGGGGAGGCGCGGUGGCACGAGGACGUGGGCUGGUUGUGUUGGAGAGUGUUAAUGAGAUUCCAUCUGAAGUCGUGCAUGAAGGUAGAUGAGCUUAUCAUAUUAAUACCAAAAAGAGGAGGAACACAAUUUCCUAUUGACACCCCCCACUGCGCGCGUGAGAUUGCCAAAGCACGGAGGGAGUGAGAAAAAUUAUUAUCACCACGAAGGGAGGAAAAAAAAAGAAUUGAGAUUCAGUAAUAGAUUUUUUUUGCCUUCGAAUUCCACGGGCGCGCACACCUGCGGUGGUUAAUUUAGCCCCUCUCUAGCCCGGAGGAACGCCACGGGAGAUCCUGGAAAAUUGCGUCUACAGAAUGAUGCCAAAGACAUUCACAACAAUAUCCGACGAGCAUCUUUCGAGCGCACUCAGUAAAUCCCUGAAUCCAUCGAAAUUGCAAUUGUUGAUGGACAAAAUUGGCAAUGAGGUGACGGAAGCAUCUCACAAUACAAUUUAUGUCCCAUUGAAAAACGUUCAGGUGAAAUUGAAUCGAAACACUGUUAGUAUCAACAACGAAAAUUUGGACGUGGAAUUGUUGCAACUCUUGUAUCAGUCCUACUAUAAUAGUAAAUUCAGCAAGCUGGCUCAGAAACCGCCCAAGGAGCGUUUGCGCGUCACCUACUUCGAUGACUUUAAUCUCUUCCGGAGGGAGUCGGGGGAGGUACCACCCACCAGUGUGGGGGUAACACCAACUCUCGCCACCGCCGCCACCGAUGCCCGUGUGACAGCUGCAUCGUGCAAUGAGUUGUUCUUUAGCAAUCGCGGUGAACGUGUGUACCCCACAGAACCCGACUGGAGAACAUCGCGCCCAAAGCACACCUACGUGGCCAGUAGUGAUGAGUACAUCGAGCGCGUCACACCGGUGAGCAGUGGUGUCAUACAGCAGCUACCUGUGAACCAUCCCAGUGCAUCUACCGCCGGCCCACGGAGCGAUGGGCAGCACAAAAUGAGCCAGGCAGCUUCUUCCUCGACUCCUACAUCAAUACGACGUGUUGAGGAGAUCAGUACCCAAACGACAAUGACGGUGGCAACAGCAUUGGAAAAUGUGGAAACCAAUUGUGGUGACUUGGUGUCUGGGAGUACUGUGAAAGUCCAUCUAGAACGUACAAAGGAUACAUCGUUUGGGAUAUGCAUUGUUGGUGGUCAGGUGAAUCUCUCAGGCAACAACAAAAUCGUUGGAGUAUUCAUCAAAAACAUCAUCCCCGAUAGUCCAGCCGACAGGUGUAGCCUCUUGAAAAUUGGAGAUCGCAUUUUGGCUGUGGAUGAAGUAAAUCUACGUGAUGCUUCGCAUCAAUUUGCCGUGAGUGUGAUCAAAAACGCUGGCCUAUCGAUUAAUUUACUCAUCGAGCGCUUCAACAAAUGGCAAAAUGAUAUAUUCAACGUCUGCGACGGUGAUGACAAAUCUGUAGCACUGGAGAAGCGUCAACCACCACCUGUGACACCGUCCAGAACACCUGAUUUAGUCGUGGUGCAAGGGUCCAAUUCAGCUGAUGAAAAAGCAACUGAGGAAAAUGAUGAGAAGCCCGUUGAAAAUGCAGAAACAAUAAAGAAUUCAAAUGAUGUUGAGAAAAAAGAUGCAAAAAAUGAUGACGAAUCAUCUGGAAGUAGCGAUGAGGAUAGUCGUGAUAUGUCUGGUAGAGUUUUAACAAAAGCCGGCAUGGAGAAGAAAAUUGCAAUUGCUACACCAACGAUCGACAGAGCAUCAGCUGGCAAUGUAAAGUUGAAUAAGAAUGAAAUGGCAAAGGGGGAUGAGGUGGAAGAUGAGUUUGGCUACACAUCGUUUAAAUUGAAAAAGAGAUAUGGCGCAUUGGGAACGGUGAUUCAGCAUGAAAUGAAGAAAACGGAAAAGGGGAGCAUGGGGAUUUCAUUGGCUGGACACAGGGACCGCAAUAAGAUGGCUUGCUUCAUUGCAGGCAUUAAUCCAAAGGGGUUGGCAGCUCAAUCGGAUUUAAAAGUUGGCGAUGAAAUUCUCGAGGUAAAUGGAAUAGUUCUCCAUGGACGGAGUCACCUAAAUGCAUCGGCAAUCAUAAAAUCCCUCCCUGGUCCAAUUGUAAAGUUCAUUCUACUGCGAAAGGAGAAGAACCUCGAGGAUUUAGCAGUGCGGCCAGUGACACAGUUCCCGAUAAAUCUCGACACGGAGGCCGAGAGUAUUGUGGCGAAUUUUAAGAAUGCCAAAACCAUCACAAUGCAGAAAACUGGCCACAGUCUCGGUAUCAUGAUAAUCGAGGGCAAGCACUCGGAUGUGGGUCAAGGAAUCUUCGUGUCAGACAUCCAAGAGGGCUCAACGGCAGAACGUGCUGGACUGUGUAUCGGUGAUAUGAUACUAUCUGUGAAUAGUGACUCUCUACUUGGGUGCAAUUACGAAACUGCAGCUGGUUUGCUCAAGAAAACCGAAGGAUUGGUCACACUGAAGAUUUGCAAUCCGAACCGGAAGGAGGAACGUCGCGAUGGUAGUAUUGCGAGUGAAUCACGGAAAUCCCUGGAUCGACCACGCGAGGACGAUGGGAAGCUCAUAAGUCAGCCCGUAACACCGAAAUCCCACAAAUCCGCAAAGGAUAUGGCACCGGAGAUUGCGAAAGAAAUCACCGCAAAUCGUGAGUCAAUUAUUGAAAUCGACGCCGAAAAGAAGCCACUUGGCCUCCAUGUGGUCGGUGGAUGUGAUACCAUUGUGAAGAAUGGAGCUGUGAUUGUUCAAAUCUAUCCGGGUGGUGCAAUUGCCAAGGAUGGCCGCCUCAAGGUGUUUGAUCAAAUUCUCGAGGUGAAUGGGAUAAAGUUGACACCGGAAAAAAAUGCCGAAGCCUUCAAGAAGGUAUUAGUACAAUCCUACGAUAAGAUGACUGUGAGUGUUUGGCGUGCGGACCCAAUUGAUGUGCAAACUUUCGAAGUGGACCUGAUAAAGAAGAGUGGCAAGGAUCUUGGGAUUCAAUUCGCAGAACACAAUGGCCAUGGGCUCGUGAUAUCCUUAAUCCUUCCGGGAGGAUUAGCUGAAGCUGAUGGGAGACUACUGAAGGGUGACACUGUUUGUGGGGUAAAUGGGGAAUCCCUGGCUAAUCAACCGUACGAUGUUUGUGUGAUUCUUCUAAAAGUAUGUCAAGGAAAGACCAAUUUAAAAAUUCUGCGACCAGCACCAAAGAAACGUUGAAAAUUUUAUCCUUACAAAAAAACCAAUGUGUAGCAUCCAAUGCAUCUUAGAGAGUAUAUAAUAAGAAAACAAGUAGAGAAAAUUAUAUAAAACAAAAUUGCAUGCAAAGCUGAGGGGAGCUACUGCUUAAGGAACAAUGUGGAAAUGCUCCUCCUCCUUCUUCUAAACUAAGGACUUUAAUCCUAUAUAAAAGUGGAAUCUUUUCUUUUACUUUCACACCAUUCUCUGUGACUCUCCUUAUCUGCAGAAAGCUUUUAUGAAACCCUUUUGAAGACAGUCACAACCCACAGGAGAUUUAGAGAGUUUAGAGAAAUAAAACUUAAUUUGUUAAACUUUCCUAAAAAUUAAAAAUUCUUCACUAUAUAAAAACUCAAAAAUUAAGCCAUCAAGGACUAAGGGAAUUAACAGAAAUUUGUCUUGGUAGAAAAUUAAACAAACGAAGGACAUUCUUCUCCUUCUGAGACUUCAGCAGUAGCUCCCUUUCAGGGAGAAAGUGAAUCUAAUUAAUACAUGUAUGACACUUAUGCCAAAUUUUUAAAACAAAAUUAUAUCUUUGACAAAAGUAUAAAAAAAUUACAUAUUGAAAGUCAAAUUAUUAGCCAAAAAAAAUCUAAUAUACCAAUUAAAAAAAAUCACAGAAAUUUCCCUGAAAAAUAAAUUAGAUAAGUAAAAAUAUUUUUAUUAAGGAAUCGCUCCAUUUUUGUUUAGAAAGUUCCAAGUCUGUUGAAGAUUUAUUAUAAUUUUGUAUUUUUAUGGUUUUUUCACCUUUUCAGUAUUCAAUUUUUAUUCUAAUCUGUAUUUUAUUUAAGAGACUGAGGCUAUAAACUAACUACUAACCUAAGUACGUUAUAUUAGAAAGGAUAUUACCGAUAUUUUAUUAAAUUUAAUUUAAAAGUUGAUACAAGCGACGAGUUUUAUCAAAGAAGAUUUUAAAAUUUCUUUUAGGUUCUUUUUCUUUAAGUUCUUUAAAUAAAAUUCCUUAAAUGGAAUUUAAUUCUGUCUAUUUUUUAAGAUUUAAAAAAUAUUUGUAAAAUUUAGAUAUUUAGACUACUUUUGUCUCUUUAAUUUAAUUAUUUUGUUCCUGCCUUAGCAGCUUUAAUUAAAACCGAUCUAGAAUUUGAUUAAGGGCCCUAUUUUCCUUCUCUUGCCCAGAAUUUUAAGAACAAAAUAUAAUGAUCCUUAUUAAUCAUUUACUUAGAAUUCAUUUAAAAUGAAAGAUUUUUCAACGUUCAACUCGUAUUAGGUCUAAAGCUUAUGACGAGGCUUUAAAAAUAAAGAUUUUGCUCUAGAGAUAAUUUAUUUAAUUUUAUUUUUUAAAUAAAUAGAGAAAUCUUACUCAAAAAAAAAAUAAUAGAAAAAUAUCUUUGGAGUUAAAGAUUAAAAUCCUUCUUGGAACUUUCUAAAUUAAAAAAGGAGAGCUUCCGCUCAAAUGAGGAAAGUUUUCCUUUAGUUUUUUCUUUCUUCUCCAAAAUGGGAAAUGAGAUGAUAAAAAAUAUUUAAAAGAAAAAAAUCAUUGUUAGGAUCUUUCAAUUUUUAAUUAAUAAGAUGAAUAAAUUAUAAAUAAUGAGAAAAUGAAAAAAAUUCAUUAGCCAUAAAUGAGAACUUUAGCAAAAUGUGCAUUUUAAAGGAGUCCAAAGUUAAGGAAUAAAACUUCUAAAAAAAAAACUUAUGUCAAAGGAAAUCUGAAUUUUUGAACUAAGAAAUUUCUAUGUGAAUUAUAUUAUUGAAAUUAUUAUGAAGAGACAUGAAUUAUAUUUCAGAUAAAAAAAAAGAUGAGAAAAACUAGCCAAAAAUUAAUUAUAUACCAUAUAUAUUAAAUAUCACUUAUUAACAUAAUUUUAUGAUUGUAUUAUUGAAAUUAAAUAGCAAGUACAACAAUCCAAUAUAUAGAAAAAGUUAAA